Messenger RNA from Hippopotamus amphibius kiboko, 465 nucleotides. RefSeq names its product SLP adaptor and CSK interacting membrane protein (gene SCIMP). The record is from RefSeq and is a predicted model, not a curated record. The transcript has 4 exons. The coding region runs from base 1 to 465 and encodes 154 amino acids. NCBI's taxonomy places the organism in Eukaryota, Metazoa, Chordata, Mammalia, Artiodactyla, Hippopotamidae. Gene Ontology annotation, cellular component: immunological synapse; membrane; tetraspanin-enriched microdomain.
AUGGCAAUGAGUUGGUGGAGUGAUAAUUUCUGGAUCAUCUUGGCUGUGGCCAUCAUCUGUGUCUCUGUGGGCCUGAGCAUCUUUCUGUUCUGUGUCUGUAGGUGUCUUCUUAGACAAGGAAAGAAAUGGGAAGUUGCCAAGCCCUUGAAGCAAAAGCAGAGAGAUGAAGAAACGAUGUAUGAGAAUGUUACAGAUCAGUUCUCAGUUCAAUUACCCCCUCUGCCACCCAGGGGUGCGCUUUCUGCAGAAGUUGCCUCCCCACAGGAAACCCCAAGUCUGCCACCAGCUGCAUACUCGUCGGUAAAUAAAGUUAGAAAUAAGAAGACAGUUGCCGUCUCAAGCUAUAUUGAGCCUGAAGAUGACUAUGAUGACGUUGAUAUACCUGCAAAGACGAAAAACCAUCAUCCUGAAACAACCGUUUCUUCUUUUUGGCAAGCAGAAGAGGGUUCACACAGCUUAUUUUAA